Molecule: messenger RNA, 3019 nt
Organism: Condylura cristata (star-nosed mole)
Lineage: Eukaryota; Metazoa; Chordata; Mammalia; Eulipotyphla; Talpidae
Gene: JAKMIP2
Product: janus kinase and microtubule interacting protein 2
Exons: 22
Coding region: 465-2927 (820 amino acids)
Molecular function (GO): microtubule binding; kinase binding
Source: RefSeq, a predicted model, not a curated record
AGGAGAGGCGGAGCCUGAGGAGGUGUCUGCUGCAAGUUCCUGGCUGCUUCUGAGCUCACCCCAUCCUCCGAGAGGGAGGAGGCCAAAUGGUGAUGCUGCUGCUGCUGUAGCCUGUAUGCUGAUGAUACUCUAGCGGGGCUGGAAGGGUGGUUCCUAUUCGCACCACCGGCAACCAGAGAGGGAGGGAAAAAAAAAAAAAAAAAACAGCAGCCGCUGCUGAUGCUGGGUUCCGAGGCUGCAACCGACUCGGUCACCAGGAAAAUGGAUUCAGUUUGCAGCUCUCCCUCCUUUCAACAGCUUCUCCAGGUCUCAGCAAGGGCUUCCAGGGUAGCAGCUGAGGAGGCCUUAUCAAGGAGCACCACGCAGUAGAUGCCAUAACAUCACAUUCUGGGAUAAGAAGCAGUAACAUGGCAGCACCUGUUUGAAAGAAAUCAAAAAGCAGAGACGCCAUUUAGAAAGGAACAAUGUCCAAGAAAGGGCGAAACAAGGGUGAGAAGCCUGAGGCGCUUAUUGUCGCCCUUCAAGCUGCCAAUGAAGACCUCAGGACCAAGCUCACAGACAUCCAGAUCGAGCUGCAUCAAGAGAAGUCGAAGGUAUCUAAACUUGAAAGAGAGAAGACUCAAGAGACAAAAAGGAUUCGUGAGCUAGAGCAGCGCAAGCACACUGUCCUGGUGACAGAACUCAAAGCCAAGCUCCAUGAGGAGAAAAUGAAGGAGCUGCAGGCCGUGAGGGAGAAUCUCAUCAAACAGCAUGAACAGGAGAUGUCAAGGACAGUGAAGGUGCGGGAUGGGGAGAUUCAGAGGCUCAAGUCGGCCCUGUGUGCUCUCCGGGAUGGCAGCAGUGACAAAGUAAGGACAGCGCUCACCAUUGAGGCCCGGGAGGAGGCCCGGAAACUGUUUGACGCAGAGCGCCUUAAGCUCUUACAGGAAAUUUCGGACCUGAAAACUGCCAAGAAGCAGGUGGACGAGGCUCUAAGCAAUAUGAUCCAAGCGGAUAAAAUCAAGGCCGGGGACCUUAGGAGUGAGCAUCAGUCCCACCAGGAGGCCAUCUCAAAGAUCAAGUGGGAGUCGGAGCGGGAUAUCCGAAGGCUGAUGGAUGAAAUCAAAGCCAAGGACAGAAUCAUCUUUUCCCUGGAAAAGGAACUGGAGACGCAAACGGGCUAUGUACAGAAAUUGCAGCUGCAGAAGGAGGCUCUGGAUGAACAACUCUUCCUGGUCAAAGAGGCUGAGUGUAACAUGAGCAGUCCAAAAAGAGAAAUUCCAGGGAGAGCAGGAGAUGGCUCGGAACAUUGCAGCAGCCCAGAUUUACGAAGAAAUCAAAAGAGAAUAGCUGAAUUGAAUGCCACUAUAAGAAAAUUAGAAGACAGGAAUACCUUGCUUGGAGAUGAACGAAAUGAAUUGUUAAAACGUGUACGGGAAACUGAAAAACAAUGUAAGCCUCUUCUGGAAAGGAAUAAGUGCCUCGCCAAGAGAAACGAUGAACUGAUGGUGUCUUUGCAGCGCAUGGAAGAGAAACUAAAAGCCGUUACCAAGGAAAAUUCAGAAAUGAGAGAAAAAAUAACAUCUCAUCCACCCUUGAAAAAGUUGAAAUCUCUGAAUGACCUUGACCAAGCUAAUGAAGAACAAGAGACAGAGUUCCUAAAACUUCAAGUCAUUGAACAACAGAACAUUAUCGAUGAGCUCACAAGGGACCGAGAAAAGCUUAUCCGUAGGAGAAGGCAUAGGAGGAGUUCCAAGCCAAUUAAGAGGCCUGUUUUGGACCCAUUUAUUGGCUAUGAUGAGGACUCCAUGGAUUCGGAGACAUCAUCCAUGGCCUCAUUUAGAACAGACCGAACACCAGCCACUCCUGAUGAUGACUUGGAUGAAAGUUUAGCAGCUGAAGAAUCGGAGUUACGAUUUCGGCAAUUAACAAAAGAAUACCAGGCCCUGCAACGAGCGUAUGCCCUCCUGCAGGAGCAAACCGGAGGCCUCAUUGAUGCUGAAAGAGAAGCUAAGGCUCAAGAACAGCUCCAGGCAGAGGUGCUAAGGUAUAAAGCCAAAAUCGAAGAUCUGGAAGCAACUCUGGCUCAGAAAGGGCAGGCUUCACACUGGGUAGAAGAUAAACAACUUUUCAUUAAGAGAAACCAGGAGCUUUUAGAAAAGAUAGAAAAACAGGAGGCAGAAAAUCACCGGUUACAACAGGAGCUGCAGGAUGCCAGAGACCAGAAUGAACUGCUGGAGUUUCGAAAUCUAGAGCUAGAAGAAAGAGAGAGACGAUCUCCUCCUUUUAAUCUACAAAUUCACCCAUUCUCAGAUGGUGUGAGUGCUCUACAGAUCUACUGUAUGAAAGAAGGUGUCAAGGAUGUGAACAUCCCUGAUCUCAUAAAGCAACUUGAUAUCCUAGGUGACAAUGGGAAUUUAAGAAAUGAAGAGCAAGUGGCCAUAAUUCAGGCUAGUACGGUGCUGUCUCUGGCAGAAAAGUGGAUUCAGCAGAUCGAAGGAGCAGAGGCUGCCCUGCACCAGAAAAUGAUGGAAUUGGAAAGUGACAUGGAACAGUUCUGCAAAAUAAAAGGCUAUUUGGAGGAAGAGCUGGACUACAGAAAACAAGCUCUGGACCAAGCCUAUAUGAGAAUCCAGGAACUAGAAGCUACUCUGUACAAUGCUCUGCAGCAAGAAACGGUGAUCAAGUUUGGUGAAUUAUUAAGUGAAAAACAGCAAGAGGAACUGAGGACAGCAGUAGAAAAGUUACGGCGGCAGAUGCUGAGGAAGAGCAGAGAGUAUGACUGUCAGAUUCUUCAGGAGCGGAUGGAGCUCUUACAGCAAGCCCAUCAGAGAAUUCGUGACUUAGAAGACAAAACAGACAUUCAGAAAAGACAGAUAAAGGACCUAGAAGAAAAGUUUCUGUUUCUAUUCUUGUUCUUCUCUCUUGCCUUUAUUCUAUGGCCUUGAUGUCAAGGUGCCUCUUAAAGAGUAACCGAAAUCAUGGAUAAGACCCCAGAAAGGCAAACGCUUCUAAACCUUCAAAGAUGGCAAAAAAAAAA